Emericellopsis cladophorae is the source of this 408-nucleotide messenger RNA. Its product is annotated as histone H2A. Gene Ontology annotation, molecular function: structural constituent of chromatin; DNA binding; protein heterodimerization activity. NCBI's taxonomy places the organism in Eukaryota, Fungi, Ascomycota, Sordariomycetes, Hypocreales, Bionectriaceae. Gene Ontology annotation, cellular component: nucleosome. The transcript has 3 exons. The record is from RefSeq and is a predicted model, not a curated record. The coding region runs from base 1 to 408 and encodes 135 amino acids.
AUGACUGGCGGCGGAAAAUCCGGUGGCAAGGCCUCUGGCUCCAAGAACGCGCAGUCCCGCUCGUCCAAGGCUGGUCUGGCGUUUCCCGUUGGCCGUGUUCACCGUCUCCUGCGUAAGGGCAACUACGCCCAGCGUGUCGGCGCCGGCGCUCCCGUCUACCUGGCUGCUGUGCUCGAGUAUCUUGCUGCCGAAAUUCUCGAGCUGGCUGGCAACGCAGCUCGCGACAACAAGAAGACGCGCAUCAUUCCCCGCCAUCUCCAGCUUGCCAUCCGCAACGACGAGGAGUUGAACAAGCUUCUCGGUCACGUCACCAUCGCACAGGGUGGUGUGCUACCCAACAUCCACCAAAACCUUCUGCCAAAGAAGACACCCGGCAAGGCCGGCAAGGGCCCCAGUCAGGAGCUCUAA